AUUCUCGUCCGUUCUUCAUGACGUCAUUAUUGAGCGCCGCAUUCCUUCAUUCUGUCACGUUUGCUGUCCAAUAUUAAUCUCUCUGAGGCUUUUGUCUCACCGACAGCGAGCUGAAAGCCCACCGGUUGUGUUUUCGGUGAUUACCCCGUGAAGUGUAAGCUGGACCUGAGCAUGGAGUCCGUGGAAUCCGCGGAGGAGAAGACGGGCUCCAUGUCUGCGGCUCAGCUCAGAGCGGAGAGAAGGAGGAGGAAACUGCUGCUGACCUCGGAGGACAGGAUGAACAGGAUCGUGGGCUUCGCCAAAAACGACCCCAACAACAGUGGAGCCUCCCAGCAUCCCACAGAACCCCACUUCCAUCUUGAUCUCGACAGAACAGAGCCGUGGUCUUCGUCUUCGCCUUCCUCAAGACCUUCUCCCUUCCUGUCUGAGACUCCAGGUGCCCGCUCCCACACUGCCACCCCAGAGAAGAGGGGCUCGCCUCUUCCAGACUUCAGUGAGCUUCGCAGAGCGUCUCUGGAAGACGACAUUGGAGGAGGUCUCCGACAAAGAGCAAAGGGUGAGCGGGCGGCAUCAGAUGAGGUCAGCAGUUCUCCACGCCGAGGCCUCCACCAGUACUUGUCUCGCUUCGAUGACGCUAUGAAACUUAGGAGUCAGCUGGCCAAUGAGAAGCCGGCUCAGGAGGAAGGUUCUGAUAUAGAGGAGUUUGAUCCAUUUAGGGUGUUUAGGCUUGUCGGCAGCGUCCUCCUCGCUGUUUUCGUCAGGGUUUUCGUCUGCAAGUAUCUGUCAAUAUUUGCUCCAUUUCUGACCCUUGAAUUGGCCUACAUGGGAUUGUCAAAAUACUUUCCAAAGGUAGAGAAGAAGAUCAAAACCACUGUGCUAACCGCUGCCCUGCUGCUGUCCGGCAUCCCUGCCGAAGUCAUCAACCGCUCCAUGGACACCUACAGGAGGAUGGGCGACGUCUUCUCCGAUCUCUGUGUUUAUUUCUUCACCUUCAUCAUCUCUCAUGAGAUCUUGUCGCUCUUCGGCUCAGAGACUCCCUGACAGAACCCCGGCGCAGCUUCUUCUUGCCCCUCUCGCUUGUCCCCCUCAUACCAACAUGGCAUACUCGGUUGCGCCCUCGUGUUUUUUUUUCUCUGUUGUUUACAUUGUUAUGAUCAGGGCUGCACUCCUCCUAGAUGAGCUCUUCAGGUUUUAAUGUAAUCAGAGUCCAGCGUAGAUACCAGACCUGCAUGUUGAUUUUACUGCUUACAGAAAAAGCUCAGGAAGAGGUGGGACAUUUUUUGUUUCAUGACUGGGUCCAUCUUUGUGGUUAUUAAAAUAGGCAUAGCACUAAUAUAAAACUGCACACUGGAAAGCCACAGAUUCCAGUUGACCCCUGAAAAUGAAAAGGAGAAUAAGUAUUCAACCUAGGUUCAGUUGUAAAGAAAUCUUCAAAUCUUCUAUGUUUACUAAAAAAUAAAUUGCCAGGUCGCAAACUGACUUGCUGUCUGUUACAAGUCAAGCUAAACCAGUAAUGAUUGUAGAGAAAUGGUGUGAAGUGGGCUUUUGUUUUUUCUCCUCAGCUGACAAUCACAUGAAGUAUCCGUUUGCUCCGAGUUAUUUUACAGCCUUUAUAAGCUGCAGAGUUUCAAACAAAACUUUAUUUUAGUUUUAGCCGAAAUUACAACAAGCAAACUGUGACAACAUGAGCAUCUUAUUUUUAAAGGACUUGCACUGCUUUCUGUUGAUAAUGCAAACUUUACAUCGGUUGCUGGGUUAACCUAAAAUAGAAAAACAUGCAGAUUCUACGUUGUUGAUGAAUAUUUCAAUAACGGUUUGGGUUGAAAGUACCGGUUUGGUUUCCAUCGUCAUGAUGUCCACAAAACUCCGUGUGAACAUCAGGGGCAGCAAAGGUCCUUCCAGCUGGUUGAUUGAGAUAUUGCCUGCACCCAUAAUGCAAUGACCACAGCAAUUUGAAAUAUUGUGGUUGGGAUCAUUAGAUGUUGGAAACAAACAGCUGUUGGUUCAACAAAUACAAUUCAUUCUGCAGAAGGUUGGCAGGUGAUUGGUUCCAUUUUCGUCAAACUCUUCUAAUUAUUUACAGUCAGCAACAAGCUUCAGUCUGUAGACCAGAAAUUCCCAGUUUUUUGACCAACCUUUGGAGCUUCGAACAGCUUUCUUGAACGUCCAUCAUAGCCUCAAGUCUUCUGAUGUCUCAGUUUCCUUCCCUGUAUUUAGUUCCAUCCAUCUUCCCAUCAACUCUGACCAGCUUCUCUGUCCCUGCUGUAAAAUGGCAUCCCCACAGCAAGAUGCUGCGACCACCAUGUUGAAGCAUAGUAUGGUGUGGUCAUUGUGAUGUGCAGCGUUAGUUUUCCCUUACAUAUAUCCCAUAUGGCUUGUGGUGGGUUUCUUUCAGUAAUGCCACUCCUCCAUAGUGACCAGAUUUGCAGAAUAGACCCCUAAUAGUUAUCCUGUUAUUUGUCCAAAAGCCUCGAAAUGAUCAGAACCUGCUCUGUAAUGAUUUGAUUGACUUGGUCAUAAUUGUUCUUUUUACAAAGAAUCAUAGGGAUACAGCAAAUUUUGAAGGUUUAAAUUACUUUUCAAAUUUAGAUAAAUGUAUUCCUUUGAGCUUUGUUCUAAGAUUGAUUUUGAACAUUUUGAUUCUGUGGAUGUGUUCUGGGCCAGAGCAGGAAAGAGAUGUUUACCAGUGGGGGCACCUGAAAGAGAAAAGAAAAGUGGGAACGUGACUGGAGGGGUUUGCUGGUCAUUUUGCCCCUUGCCUUUGGCCUUUCCGGACCCGACUUGUUUGGGGAGGUUUCGUGGCGUUUUAACAACCGAGAAUUGAAAGUAUUCUUCUGGAAUCUACUCCUGUGCUGAUGUUAAAAACAAAUGUGACGGUAAAUAUUAUCUAUCAGCAGGAGGCUGUUCAGAGUUAUUUUAGUUUACUUAGAGCACACUAAACACAAAAAGGGAUCAGAACCAUAACCAGUAGAAAUAGGGUAUAAUAUAGUCUUCAGAAAACAUUAUACUAUUGCUUUAAAGGAGAAAUUCUACCAUUUUUAUGAUUAACCAUCUCCACAAUUAGUUAAUAUACUUGACUACCAAGGGAAAUAGACUGAUAUGGGGUGGUUAAGGACAUAGAUAUGAAAUGGUUUGUUCGUGGGACCCAUACAGAAACCAUGUCGUCCCAUUCCUCAAAUGAAGCUGGGUUACAGACUGGCGAAGCGGCCGGUUGACUUGGAGCCGAGUGCAAUUGCUUAUCACUAGUUUCGACAAUAUAAACGAUGGAGAAAUGUGUCAUUUUUUAACAAUUUUUGGGAUCCGUUAGAGCGUCAGGGAGGCGAAUGAGCUCAAGAACUUUAAACAGUCUUAAUGUUUUACAUGGAGGUAGUAAAGAAUGUGGAAGAAAUGAAGGAAAUGACAUCUCUGUGUUCUAGGAUACUUCUGUAGUUGUUUACCUUAGAUAAUCGUCUCUCCCUCCUGUAGAUGAAGCCAUUUAAAAGGACGUCUGUUUAAUAACUGCUGAAUGUGAAUUGUGUGCUUUUCUAGCAUCCACAGAAGUGGGCCACCUGCAUUAAGAACAAUUUGUUGUUUUUCUCCAAGUCUGAAGAAGCAUUUAGUCGUGGAACUUGUUAUAAUUAAAGUUAGUAUUGCAUCGGGUGUCUGUGAGCUUAAAGCUGCUGUGCAUUUCAUGUGGGAUGGGGAUGAGCCAGUUUACUGGUGUUAGAUAAUCCUUCCUUCAAGCCUUACAGUGUUUCUUCUGGUGUCAUGUUCCUGCUUCUUCUAACUUAAUCCUAAAUGAAUAUUUUAAUGUUAUCUUUUUUCCAUGUAAAUGAAUUGGUGUGAUUUAUUCUACAGCUUGUCUGCUCUGUUUGAGUUUUUUUUUUUGUGGAUAAAUUGACUUAAAAGCUGUUUUUAAUGGCUGUCGUGUCGCUAAGAUAGUUUUAAGGCGAUGUUUCAAGCUGAGCAGUUCGUACCAAAUAAACGGCACCUUGUGUGACUUA
This is a messenger RNA of Girardinichthys multiradiatus, 3983 nucleotides long. RefSeq names its product calcium modulating ligand (gene camlg). Gene Ontology annotation, biological process: tail-anchored membrane protein insertion into ER membrane. The transcript is spliced from 4 exons. The record is from RefSeq and is a predicted model, not a curated record. Bases 172 to 1041 code for a protein of 289 amino acids. NCBI's taxonomy places the organism in Eukaryota, Metazoa, Chordata, Actinopteri, Cyprinodontiformes, Goodeidae. Gene Ontology annotation, cellular component: GET complex.